UCCCGAGGUGCUACCGGUGCCUCGGAUACGGACAUAGACGAACGGACUGCACAGGACCUGACAGAGGACAGUGCUGUUGGAGGUGCGGGGGGACCGGCCAUGUCGGGAGAGCCUGCCCCACCAAACAGCCGACGUGCUUCCUAUGUUCCGAGGCGCGUGCAACGGAGAGGGCGCACGUCCCGGGAACGGGAGCGUGCGCGGCCUACCGGGCAGCGCUGGAGGAGUGCCGGAAGCAGACACGACAAUGACAGGAAUCUUACAAGGAAACCUGCGUAGGUGCGAGGCAGCCCAGCUGCUUAUAUCACAGACAGCGAAGGAACGAAACGUAGACAUACUGAUACUGAGCGAGCAACUGUGGGACUUACGAGAACAGGACGGCUGGUUCUCGAAUACCCUCGGUACGUCGGCCAUAUGGGUCAAAGGCAAACCGGCUAGGAGAAUACAAGCGUCUGGCAGGGGGGAAGAUUACGCGUGGGUGAGGGUAGAUUCCGUCACCUACGUUAGCGUAUAUUUGACCCCAAACUGCACGAUGGCAGUGUACGAGGAAAAAGUCGGUAAGCUGGAAGACGCCCUCACAGGUCUCCCGGGUGACUUUGUCGUCGCGGGAGACAUGAACGCGAGAGCGGUCGAGUGGGGUAUGACAACGACGGACAAACGAGGAAGACUGCUUCUGGAAAUGGCCGCAAGGCUUGAUCUGGUAGUGGUCAACCAAGGGACGACAACGACCUAUAGACGACCGGGCUUCGGAUACUCAAUACCCGAUGUGACGAUGACGUCAGACAGGAUCUCGUCGCGGAUAAGAGGAUGGCGGGUGACCGAGGACUAUACAGCCAGCGAUCAUCAGCACAUCGUCUUUGAGAGAGCUGUUUGACAAACUGCUAAGGGAGGCACCGUUACCCGCCGAGUCUGUCCCGGCAGAGCUUGGUCUGCGGGAGCGUGCCGAAUGGAUAACGGACAAGACAACGGAACUGAUAACGGAACUGUGCGACGCCACGAUGACUCGACGCAAGGGCCGAACACACAAACGAGCAAUGUACUGGUGGACGGACGAGAUUGGCCUCCUCCGUGGGGAAUGCAUUGCCUGCCGCCGGAGGAUGAACCGCGCACGGAAAAAGAGCAGACCAGACGCGGACGAACUAUCGACAGCGUACAAGAUGGCACGUAAGAGACUGACCACUAAAAUAAAGGACAGUAAAAACC
Messenger RNA from Phymastichus coffea, 1200 nucleotides. RefSeq lists its product as uncharacterized. The transcript has 2 exons. NCBI's taxonomy places the organism in Eukaryota, Metazoa, Arthropoda, Insecta, Hymenoptera, Eulophidae. The record is from RefSeq and is a predicted model, not a curated record. Gene Ontology annotation, molecular function: catalytic activity. Bases 143 to 871 code for a protein of 242 amino acids.